AUGGACAGCCCCUUUGUGUAUUGCCCGUACGAUAAGAAACACCAAGUGUCGCGCUUGCGUUUGCAAGCACACAUCGUAAAAUGCCAGAAAAACUAUCCAGGUUGGCAGAUAUGCCCAUAUAAUGCCACGCACCGGUUUCCUCAUGAAGAUAUUUUGAGGGAGCACCUUGUUCAAUGCCCAUCAAAAGCUGCAAUAUGCCCAGAACAUAAAACUAAUACAGUCACUGGAUCAUUGUAUACUCCAAAACCCAUUCUACAGAAGGAUUAUUUGCCGGAGACUGAUCCUGAUCAUGAAAUGUGGGAUUAG
Molecule: messenger RNA, 306 nt
Organism: Ostrinia nubilalis (European corn borer)
Lineage: Eukaryota; Metazoa; Arthropoda; Insecta; Lepidoptera; Crambidae
Product: gametocyte-specific factor 1-like
Exons: 1
Coding region: 1-306 (101 amino acids)
Source: RefSeq, a predicted model, not a curated record